AUGUCUUUCCCCACCGGUAACUUUGCACGAUGGCAAGGCUGGGAAAUGAAUCGUUCCAUUGCCGCCAGUACGUCAACCCCAGGAGAUCUGAUCUCAUCGGAUGUUACGGAUUCCAACUUGCUUCGACACAUGCUGCAAUUUGGAGACUCCAAUGGAGCCAAGAAAGUGUCCUUGCGGGAUGACGAGGAUGAUAAUGACAAUGACAACACCUCGAGCAGUGAUUCGAGCAUGGCACCCAAACAUGGAGUCGAGCGCCCAUCAUUCAUGUGUGAUGGGGUGUAUCUGCCCCCGCCAACGCUUCAGCGCAACGUCAAUCGCACCGAAUCAAAACUUUAAGAUCUGACACAUCAAGACAAUGCAAAUGGCUGGGCGCUAGCUGCCCUGGCCAUCAAGUGACACAAGAUCGACGAACCAAGCAAUCCCACCAUUGGGUGCAGCAAUCCACGCAGUGGCUAUCCUCCUGAGGACUGCAUUGAUCUAUGUCCAUUCAGAGUCACGAACUUGCAUGUCUUUGCAAUUGGGACAUCGAAAGAGAAGAAAACAUCUCUUGAUCGCAGCCAAUACAUAGCAAGCACAAUUGUAACAAAUAGCUCUACACAAAAUAGCAAACAAGCUCUCUAUUUUCGUGGCUGCAGCUGUUGCCUUUGCC
This is a messenger RNA of Seminavis robusta, 649 nucleotides long. Lineage: Eukaryota; Bacillariophyta; Bacillariophyceae; Naviculales; Naviculaceae. The record is from the annotation of a GenBank genome assembly.